UUAGACUGCGCAUGCGUGUCAGUGGCGUUUGCAGCGGACCGGGCUGGCAGUUCCUUCCUCGGAAGGAAAGAUUCCUCUGCCAUGGAGUCAUACGAUGUGAUCGCCAACCAGCCUGUUGUGAUCGACAACGGAUCCGGUGUGAUUAAAGCUGGUUUUGCUGGUGAUCAGAUCCCCAAAUACUGCUUUCCAAACUAUGUGGGCAGACCCAAGCAUGUCCGUGUGAUGGCAGGAGCCCUCGAAGGUGACAUCUUCAUUGGCCCCAAAGCUGAGGAGCACCGAGGGCUGCUGUCAAUCCGCUACCCCAUGGAACAUGGCAUUGUCAAAGACUGGAAUGACAUGGAGCGCAUCUGGCAGUAUGUCUAUUCUAAGGACCAGCUGCAGACCUUCUCAGAGGAGCAUCCUGUGCUCCUGACUGAGGCGCCUUUAAACCCUCGGAAAAACCGGGAACGAGCCGCAGAAGUUUUCUUCGAGACCUUCAACGUGCCAGCUCUCUUCAUCUCCAUGCAAGCUGUGCUUAGCCUUUAUGCCACAGGCAGGACCACGGGCGUGGUGUUGGAUUCCGGGGAUGGUGUCACCCAUGCAGUCCCGAUUUACGAAGGCUUCGCCAUGCCUCACUCCAUCAUGCGCAUCGACAUUGCUGGCCGAGACGUCUCCCGCUUCCUCCGCCUCUACCUACGUAAGGAGGGCUAUGAUUUCCACUCCUCCUCCGAGUUUGAGAUUGUCAAGGCCAUAAAGGAAAGAGCCUGCUACCUGUCCAUAAACCCCCAGAAGGAUGAGACGCUGGAGACUGAGAAGGCCCAGUACUACCUGCCCGAUGGCAGCACCAUUGAGAUCGGCCCUUCCAGGUUCCGGGCCCCUGAGCUGCUGUUCAGGCCAGACUUGAUUGGCGAGGAGAGUGAGGGUAUCCAUGAGGUCCUGGUGUUUGCCAUCCAGAAGUCUGACAUGGAUUUACGGCGUACGCUUUUCUCCAACAUCGUCCUCUCAGGAGGUUCUACCCUGUUCAAAGGUUUUGGUGACAGGCUGCUGAGUGAAGUGAAGAAACUAGCUCCGAAAGACGUGAAGAUCAGGAUAUCUGCACCCCAGGAGAGGCUGUACUCCACGUGGAUUGGAGGCUCUAUCCUUGCUUCCCUGGACACCUUUAAGAAGAUGUGGGUCUCCAAGAAGGAGUACGAGGAAGACGGUGCCCGAUCCAUCCACAGGAAAACCUUCUAAUGCUGAGACACCACCUUCACCUCUCUCUGAAGUUAACUCCACUUGAAAACUCGCUUUCUGGAGUUGGAGUGUUGGAGAGGAGCUGCCUGUGUGUGUGAGUGCGUGUGUGGGUAUGAGUGUGUGCGCAUAUCGAGUGCCGUGGGGCCCAGGGAUCCCGGGCCCAGAAAGGACAUUGAACUACGCACGAUGGGGAUGGAUGGCCUGAGGCCUGGGGUUGACUACUAACUGGCCCCUUCCAGGGAAGAGCUCUGGCAGAGGCCCACUCUUUUCUCGGCUAGGCCUUUGUCUGGCUGUGUGGAACUAUGGUGAUUACCAUAGAGAGACCUUGCUGCUGCCAAUCAAGGCUGGGCUGGCCCCAUCCCACCCCAGAAUGCCGAGGCUGGAGGCAGCGCUGUCUGCCUGUUCAUCAUCCUGCUGUCCAUGCCUCUGGAUCAGACUGAGAGCUGAGGCUGAGUUCUGUCUGGCUCUGUUUCAGGCUGGGUUUGGGAGACUGAAAAACACUCCAGCAGUGCUUGUAGACUGGGUUCAGGAGAGAGCAUGUCCACUUGGGAAGCAGGUAGGACCACACUGGGCAUUUGGGGACAGGAGAUAGCUUCAGGGUUAAUUUACAAGCCCCAGCCACAUCCAGGGGUCCUGGGGACUCUAAGGACCUGUGGGCUCCAGGGCCUAUUUGCUUCUCAUCCAUCCUUGUUUCAAUGCCAUCUUCACAGUUUUAUUUAUUGAAGUGUUUGUUCAGUAAAGGGGCUGCAGGGAGGACUCACUGUCCCCUGCCCACUGGUCACCUUGCUUACACUAAUGUUUACAGCACUAGUUUCCACAGCACCCAUGGCCAUCACUCCCUGCUGAUGAACUGACAGUAUUCGUAGGCCGUGGGACCCUGCGGGAUUGGGGGCUGCACCAAGGCACCCCAGCCGGGUUCUUUUCUACUUCCUCCACUUGCUCACUGCCCUGGAACCACCAGGCUGGUGCAGUUGGAUUUUCCCAAACAGGAAAUAGCAUCAUUGUUUGGCAGAGGCCCUUGCGAGGGAGGUAUGUUAGAGGUCUAGACCCAUGAAAACCAAGAAAGCUGCAGUUAACCAUAUUGCCUUUCACCGACCGCUCUAGCUGACCAGAGAGACGAAGGGAAAGGGGCAGGGAGGCCCCUUCUGGGUUGAUCAAAGCCACUUCUGACUUUGGACCUUUUCGGGAAUGGAGAGAAGGGGCCCAAGUGCCAAGAACUGAUGGGCUCACACGGGCUCUCAGAAGCGGUCCAAGGGCCUUUGUACCCAGACGGUACAAAGCUAGGGUGAGUCUGUCUUCGCCUGCUCCUUCACCAGUGGUAUCGAGUUCCACCUCAGUUCCAUAUUCCAGACAGUAUUCUCUCUCCACUGUCCUAUGACCAAAGGCCCCUGCCAGAUGUGAGCCGAAGCUGGUGUGUGUGGCAUCGAUGUGGCAACCCGUGGACUGCAGUGCGCUUAACCAGUUCACCUCUCUUAGCCCAAGCCUGUCCCUUGCACAGCCUCGCAAAGUCACAUUGCCUGGUGGGGCCCAGUGUACUUAAAUAAAGUCGUUCCAGUAGAUACAUCGAUUCAGCCUUUCU
Molecule: messenger RNA, 2791 nt
Organism: Chionomys nivalis (European snow vole)
Lineage: Eukaryota; Metazoa; Chordata; Mammalia; Rodentia; Cricetidae
Gene: Actr1a
Product: actin related protein 1A
Exons: 11
Coding region: 82-1212 (376 amino acids)
Source: RefSeq, a predicted model, not a curated record